AUGUCUGGAGACUUUCAGCAAGUCGCUAUCUUUGCUCGUGCUGGUUCAGUGAACUGGGUCACCUUUUUGGAGGCCAUCCUCCAGGUCCUGGCAGAUCAUCAGGUUCUCUAUAGAUCCAUGAUUUCAUUCUCCAUGUUGCUGCCAAUACAGAACAAGAGUAUGCUGAAUUUCACCAGACGGAUGAGAGAAGCCUGGUACAAGCUGCCAAUAACUUACCGCCAAGGUGUAAUGAAUAGGGAGCUCGUGAUCAACAUCCUUUGUCAGUACACUCCGAGUAUGAGUAUCUGGAUAAUGAUGAAGGACAAGAGCGGUAACUGGUCGACCACAGAGAUGAUUGAGCAAGCUGUCACACGCAGCCAGAUAAUGGCUCGCAGCGCUAUUGAAGAUCAUAUCUACAUGAAGCCGUUUGUGACAGUACAACUACAGGGACAGUCAUCUCCUUUCUAUAACAUGAAUAUCUCUCAAGCUACACCCACGAAGCCAGGAAUGCUCAAGAUUGAGCCUGCUGACGCUCGAAUCACCGACAUCCCCAAGCAGAUCAUCGCAGAUCCUCGCCUAAAGGAUAACCAGAUGAACUCAACCAGAGAGGAUUCUGGAUAUCCGGCUUCAGAGCAUGACAAGUGCAACAACUGCGGCAAACUAGGACAUUGGGCACGAGACUGCCCUCAAACAAGUACGCAGAUGACGCGCUUUUGGCGCUCCAUGUCACCUCGCACACCGGCCCAAGGCCAGGUUGACAAGGUCACAAUCAGAGGCACGAUGACGAAGGAAGACAAAUCCCCCAUUGACUUCAACAGACUAAAGGGCAAAUUGAGGGACUGGAAGGUACAUUACUCCAACAUCGUGGAGUUGUACCAGCCCGAGGAUAAUGACAGAAGCAAGGCCGAGACCCUGGCGGAUAAAGAUAAAAACGAUCCCCUCUUUAAUGAUUUCAUUCAGAGAAUACUGGAUAAAGAUGAUAAACAAUAG
Molecule: messenger RNA, 969 nt
Organism: Anthostomella pinea
Lineage: Eukaryota; Fungi; Ascomycota; Sordariomycetes; Xylariales; Xylariaceae
Source: the annotation of a GenBank genome assembly